Lymnaea stagnalis (great pond snail) is the source of this 12005-nucleotide messenger RNA. The record is from the annotation of a GenBank genome assembly. Lineage: Eukaryota; Metazoa; Mollusca; Gastropoda; Lymnaeidae.
GAAAGAAAAUAGGACAUGAGGAAGGAUAUUCUGAAGGAAAGAAAAUAGGACAUGAGGAAGGAUAUUCUGAAGGAAAGAAAAUUGGACAUGAGGAAGGACAUUCUAAAGGAAAGAAAGAUGGACAAGAAGAAGGAUAUGCUGAAGGAAAAAUAGAUGGAUUUAAUGAAGGAAAUAAAAUUGGUUUCCUGGAGGGUUAUCAAGAAGGGGAAAAAAAUGGCUUGGCUAAUGGUUAUGCGCAAGGAAAGAAUGAAGGACAAGAGAGGGGAUUUAAGGAAGGCAAGAAUAAAGGACAUGAAGAAGGAUAUGUUAAGGGUUUAAAAGAAGGAAAAGAGGAAGGAUAUAAACAGGGCAAGUCAGAUGGAUUCAAUGAAGGCUGUACACAGAGUGAGAAAGAUGGAUAUGAAAUGGGAUACACCCAGGGAAAGAAUGAUGGGUUGACGGAGGGUCAUCAUAAGGGAAAGUCUGAAGGUCUACAGGAGGGAUUUAUCAAAGGAAAGGCGGAGGGCUUUACUGAAGGCCAUGCACAGGGGAAGAGAGAUGAACAUGAUGAAGCCUACAAGAAUGGAAAGAAAGAUGGAUUAGAGGAAGGAUACAAAAAAGGAAAAAAAGAAGGAACGGAUGAGGGAUACCAGGAAGGGUUCAGAAAAGGGAGACAAGAUGUGGAGCUACAGAGAGAGGUGGAUGGCAUCAGUUACAAAGAACAAAUACAAGUAAGUAAUUUUUAUCCUAAUUUUUUAGCAUUAUCACACAAUUGAUUUCUUAAACUAAUCCUUCUAAAACAUUUUAAAAAAUUGUUCCUUUUUGUGUAGAUAUCUCAAUACUGCCAUGCUCAGGAGAUUAGAGCAGAGACAGCUCCUUUGUAGUGUUCCUUUUCUGACAUUUUAUGAAUUAUUAUAGCAAGCUUUCAUUAUUUCCCUCGGCUGAUUUUUUUUUUUUUACCGAGUGUAGUAGAAACCCCUGCCAUAUGGUUUUAUCAUUUAUUUCUUCUUGGUCAUCAGCAAAUGCUUGGUCCACUCAUUCAAGAAAAGUCAGCUCUUGAAGGCAGAUUGAGGCAGGAGAAGGAAAAAUUCAAGAGACUCAGCCAAGAGAUAACAGACAAAGAUCAAUUACAGGUAUAAACAAGACACUCAGAGUAGCUCUAGAGAUAACAGACAAAGAUCAAUUACAGGUAUAAACAAGACACUCAGAGUAGCUCUAGAGAUAACUGACAAAGAUCAAUUACAGGUAUAAACAUGACACUCAGAGUAGCUCUAGAGAUAACAGACAAAGAUCAAUUACAGGUAUAAAAAAAGACACUCAGAGUAACAGACAAAGAUCAAUUACAGGUAUAAACAAGACACUCAGAAGGGCUCUAGAGAUAACUGACAAAGAUCAAUUACAGGUAUAAACUAUUAUCUCCUAGAUGUAUAUUGGCAUGUAUUGUUCAUGGUUGCAAGGGAUGAAAGACUAUGGGUUUGCUCGUAUGUUGUGUUCUGUAUUUUAAUGUGGUACAAUAUAGAUUGUUUCAUUUCUCUUUUAAUAUGGUUGACUUUGUAGCGCGCUUGAAACCUGUUUACUGUGAACUCAAAAUUGUGUAUAAAUAAAAUGAUUUCUGUUUUGGAAAGGGUGUGGGGUGGAAACCCUGAUGUAUGUGCCCAGGGGGUGUCCAAAGAACUCUUGCAUGAGGGCAGAAGGAGGUUGAAAUUUGACUUUUGUUUUGUAACAAAGUUUCUUCCAUGGAUCUGUCAACUACAUUUUUUGCUCAUAUCUAAAUUUAACUUUAUGUACUUGAACAAAUAUAUAUGAACUAAGUGUACUAGGUGUAUCCCAUGGUGCCUCAUAGUGCCACAACUGGACAGAAAAAGGACUACUAUACUUAACUGUAAACAACUUAAAAUGAUUUGUUAAAAAAUAUUUUAAUUUAAGGUUUAGUUACAAAGAAUGUCAGUCUCCUUUUAUACAAUAUCUUUAAUCUCAAUUUCAGAUAAAUACACUACUUAAAAUAAUUCUUUAUUUUUAUAUUAAAUUAAUCAUACUUAGUUGUAAGCAGAUUUAUUUGAUCAGAUUUAAAUUCAUUCGAUUUAUGUAAAAUUUAAAAAAACUCAAUUUCUCUGUUUUUAAGAAUCUCAUUUAGAAAUAGGAAUUGUAUUUUGUGCUCCUUCUGAACACAAAACCACGCUCUGUUUAGUGCAGUUUUGGGGAAUUUUAUUUUGGACAUCUAUUGAACACAGCUUUAAAAGAUAACAUUGCCUUAUUCUUAUAUAUGUGUGCCUGUAUGUCAGAAUUUAAUAGGUCAGAAUUACAUAGUGGGUUGUGGCUACCGCAUAGGGGAACAGCAAAAUACUACACACUUUUCAGAAUAUUUUUUUCCACUUUAAUCCAGUGUGACACAGCACAACCAGUAACUCACUUGAAUAAAUACUGUUUGCAGGAGCUAAAUAGCACUUAGAGAUCUACAUUUUAGUUUUAUUUAUUUUAUCAAACCCUUUAAUUAAUUUAAAAUAAUGUAUUCGGGAUUUCAAAGUUAUUUGUUGGAAUUGACUAGACAUAGGGCGCUUGGAAAAAACCUAUUCAGUCAGGGCACAGAGAAUCGAUACAUUUUUGUAACCACCGUCAUAGUCGAACAAAAUAAUUGCAUCACAAAUACAGAGACAUGCAAAGGUGAAAAGUAAACUAAAUAUUAGAGUUAUAAUUGUAGUUUACAGAGCCACUUCAUUGCAAUAAAACAAUCUGAUUUGUCUUGGCCUUGAUAAUCAGAUGAGUGAUCUAAAGCAUAAACUUUACACCAACUGCUAGUUGUACAUUUAAUUAUAUCAGUACCAUUUUGCUAUUUCGAAAUGAAUAAAAAGCCUUUUCUAAUGGGGCCGGCCAUUAUUAAAUAUCCAACGAGCUCACUUUUAAAAGUGCAAAACAUUAUGAUGAUGAUGAGGAUAGUACGGAAAUGUUGUGGGGAUAGCUUUGAAGCCUUUCAAAAAUAUUUAGAAAUUAUGAUUUUCACAGAUGAUUAGGUGACAGAUGGCUUUCUUAUUAGGUGAUAGAUGGCUUUAUUAGGGAUGCAAAUAGGAUAUUUAUAGACUGUCAGAAGUUUCUGUAGCAGAAUUUCUGCAUAAAUGUAAAGAUUUUUCUGUCUUAAACCCUCCCCCUACCCCUAAACUUUUAGACUUGAAAAGGUUAAUGGCAAUAAUCUUGGCUUAGAUAAGCCUAAAAUUUUUAAACUUUACAAGUUGUCAGUACCAUUACUAAAAUAAUUAAAAGGCCACAUGAAGCUAAUAAGCCACCUGUCAUACUCAAAAUACUCUUGAUAUAAUACUCAGGAUAAUGGGAAUUUCUCUGAGGAUACAGAUUUUACAAACUGGCAUUAAAAUAGAUUUAUUUUUUUUUAUUGAGAAAACAAUAGAUUUUUAACAUUUAAUGGGACCAUUUAUGCAUGGACGUUUUUGGGGGGCCAUUACAAAAUAAAUUUUAUUCUCACUCAAAUUUCAAUUGCAUUGAAAUGGCCAGUCCAAACUUGCUACAGAAAUUCCUGCUAUCCUGCCUUAAUGCCUUAUUUAUUCCUAUUUCAAUUUUUGCUCACCUUUGCCUUAGAAUUCUUUCUUUCUUCUCCUUGGAGAAAAGCAUGCCCUAGAAACUAAGAACCAAAAAGCCCAUGAAGCUUUGUUACAAGAGCACACAGCUGAAAAAGCUGCACUCUUGGAGAAGAUCCAACAGCUGGAGACACAGCAGAAGAAUGUACAGUCAGACAAGAAAGCUAUUGAGGAUCACAUUGAAGCUGUCCAGCAGGAGUUGGAACAGGCUCAGAAGGAAAUAAAUGAGGAACUUUUCCAAAGUGUUUCUGUCAGUAAAGUAAGUCUGCCUGUAAUUAACUCAUCAAUUAUCUUUUUAUGAUUAAACUAUAUGUUCUAUUUAAAUCAAUAGGAUUUGAAAAAUAACAAAUACAAGUUAAGAUGAUUCAUUUUUAAAUCUUGAGACUUAUGCACUUGAUUUGUGGUACUACAAUGCUUUCCUUGAGUGACUAAUGAAUGCAAUCUCCAUCAUCAACAGCCAGAAUCUGGCAUAGGCUCCACUGAAGAUCAUGGCAACCUUGCAGAUCAAAUAACCACGCUACACAAGCAGCUAAAAGUAGCAAAGAAAGACCAGAUAGCACUUGGGCUGUUGCAGGUGGGUGAUUUUUCAGUUUUGUUCACUUCUGCUGUUUCUUAACCAUGUGUGCAGAAAUUAUAGCUAAAAGUUCAAAACAGAAAUUCAGUUCUUGUUACAUUUUUUAGAUAAUUUUUUAGUGUUCAAUUUGCACAAAUUUUGCUAAAGUUAUGGCAGUAAAAACUGAAUGGAAACUGGAAAAUGUUAUAUUUUUCAUGGGUUUUUCCAAAAAUGCUUUUUGGCGAUUUAAUCAUUUGUCAAAUAAUGAAUUAAUAGUUAAAUUGCUAUUUGAUUUUUUACCUAUUGUCCAACUUUUUAAAAAGUAUGUCAGUGUAUUGCUUGCUUAACUAUAGGAUGAGUAUAACCUGUUGUUGAAAGAUAAGGCAGACCUGGAAGAUAAUAUUAAAAAAAUCAAGUUGAAAUCUGCACAGGAUGAAAAUAAAAAGAUCACUUCAAAUGUGGUGAGUCAUUAACUUAACUUUACAAAUGUUUGAAUAAAACACAUGUAGAGUGUAUAUUGGCAUUUUGAACAGAGUUUGGUCUUUUUGCUUGAAUGGGGUUCUAUGCUUUUUUUCUCCAAGAGAAUGGAUACUCAUAAUGUUUGUAGUAAUAAUUUUUUCAAAAUAUGCUAUAGUAAUUGUAUCCUAAAUAAACUUAUUGUGAACAAUCAAAGCUCAGAAAUUUUAAUUUUGCUAAAGUUAUGGCAGUAAAAAAGAAAACAUAACAUCAAAACAUUUUAAUUCCUGGAAACACACACAUUAAAAAAACAUAAAAGAAUAAAGCUAGCAGUAUUUAAAUUUCAGUACAUAAUUAGCCAAUUAACUAUUUUUUUAAAAAAACAACUAAAAAAUCUUUUAAAAAUUGUUGUGAAACAGCUAACAAAAUCUUUUUAACAAAAUGCAACAAAGUUUAAAUAUUUAUAGAUGGUUUUAUAAUAACUCUUAAACAAUACAAAUUUCAAAUAUGUUUUCCAUGUGGAAUUUAAUACCUGCUUUUAUUAAAAAAGUGUCUGGGCAAAUUAAUAUUUGGGCUGAACUAAUAAAACAAUUUGGACCUAAACAAUGCCUGAAUACAAUAUUGGAACUACUACAACAACUAGCUGGUGUUCUAAAGAUGCUUUAUUGACUAAAACCUUCAGAAAUUUUGAUGACCCAAAUGGUGGAUCAUUUGUAGUGAAAGUUUCACUAAGAAAAAUUUUAAAAAUUUGCUAAAAUCAAAUUCAAAUGCUGAAGUACAAUUCAAAAUUAACAAUUUCAAGAGUUUUUUGUAAUGUUACAGAACUAUUUUAACAGCACAAAUUGUUUUGAGAAUUUUUCAACAAACAAGUCCACUUUCAAAAUACUUCCAAACAAAAGAAUUUCACAUUGUAAAUAAAAAGACACAAAAUUUCACCGAAAUGGGUUUAGGUUUAGUUAGAUAAAGAUUAAGAGACUUUUCAAGUUAAAACAGUUACCACAUAUGCAUACUAAAAAAUGAAAAAUUAUGCUUUUACAUUUGAAUUUGCAAUGAUCUUCCACAAAGGGUCAUGCAAAAUCUUCUAUUAUUCUAAGAAUGGUUAUAAUGUGGGAAGACAGGAAGAGCGCUCAGGAUCAGAUUAUGGUCAGGAAAGGGAGGGGGAUGGGUUUGAGAACAACAGGUAUAGACCUACUGGUGUGGACCUAGACAUAGGGAGGUGUACAUACCUUCAGGAGGAUGAUAGUUAGUUAUUUUAAAUAACAUCUAACAGAUCCUUAAAUUAUUUUACAAUGACAUGAUUAACAGGCUAUCUCAUAUAUGUUCCUCAUGCAGGCUGAAAUCAAACAACUGAAAGAAGAAAAACUGAAAAUGCAAAAUCUUCUUGAUCAAGCAUCUGACCAAGUGUGUAGUUUUUUAUUUAUGAUCUUUAAAAUACAUGUUAAAUAAAUUUUUGGAGGGAAAAGGCGGUUGGGGUGUUUGCUAUCCAUGUUAGCCUCUUUAGCAGAAAAAGAAAGGAUGAGUUAGCUUUGUUUCCAUUUCUAAUACCAAUUCCUGUAAGAAAGUACUGAAUGGAAUAAAUAGUCUCUCGCAUCAUGUAAAUUUAUAGUAUACAGGCUUUAAAAAUACAAAUUUCAUGAAAAUUUGUUUACUUCCAGCUUAUGAAAGCAAGCUCCUCAAUGGCUCUAGCCCAAGUGAAGUUUGCAAAAGAACUUGAGGAGCUCAAGGAAAACUCUAAGUCAAUGGUAGAAUUAGAAAAUUAUACACAAAUUCAGAUUAGUCUCAUUGAGCAACAAAGACAAGUCUUAACCUUGCAAGAUGCCAUCAAGGAGCGUGAAGCUGUCAUGGAACAGCUCAUUAAAGGUUAGUGCAACUGCAAUUUCACACAGGUGAAACUGUUAAAGGCAAGGAAUUUGUUUUUUGACAUUGUUUGAAAUAAUUUUGAUAAAUUUGUAUUAAUAUCUUGGCUAAUACUAAUGUAUUGAAAAGCUCUAGUGAAGCAAAACUAAUUGAUCAAACAAUGCUGUAUUUCUUUGUAACAGAGGCAGACAAGGAAAAACAGAAUGUAAUUCAUGAAAUGGAAAAUAAGAUUAAGGACAUGCAGGAGAAAUUAGACUUCAGUCAAGAUCUUCUGCUUAAACAAAGAGAUAAAUUCAAAGACAUGGUGGGUAUUAUUUUUAAUUAAAAUGUGAUAUUGAAUAUUUUUUUAUUUUUACAGAAACAAAAUUGAAUUAUUUAUGUACAUUUUUUCAAGGCUUGACGUAACUUUUAAAAGAUUAACAAAAGCUGAUGAAUUUUUCUAUAUUUAUUAGUCCAUCUUUAUUACUGCUGAAUUGGCCUGUGUUGAUGACAUUGAAUUUUUGUUUGGUCUCAACCAUUUCACAUUCUUCAGCAUCUAUAAGGCACAGAGAAUAAAUCUUUAAAAUUUGUAAGAACCACCCCACUUCUGUUACGCAUAAAAGCAGAUAGUGGUUGGCAUAAUUUUUAGAGCAUUUAAAUUGUAACAGAUUUAUAGUGCACUAUAAACUUGAAUUUAACCAAAAUAUCAGGAGCCUGUGCUUUUUGGACUUGUCAAACCACUGAGUGAGAGCACUGAUACUACUUAAAAGAAGAAAGUGAAUGGGUUAAGAUAAUUCCUUAGGCAGUGGCUUUGACCCUUAUAGGGAAGGUGCAGAAUUAACUCAAAUUAAGAUUAAGACAAUUAUUGUGAAACCCAUUAUUACUGAAAAAUGUGCUGAAGUAAUCCAGUGGAUGUGGAUUAUAAAUGUCAAAAUAUAACUAAACAAAUAAUGUGUGUUUUAUUUGUAAAGUAUGUGAAGGCCUUCACUUCUUCCAGUCCAUGUACUGACAGGGAGAUAUGCUCUUGGUUGGCUGAGUUUACCUUCAUGAUCUUUGUCUUGCUUUUUUUUAUAUUGACUCCGAGCUGUGCUGUAAUGGUGGCUACAUCUUUAGUCUUUUCCUGCAUUUCUUGAUGGUUGUGGGACAGAGGUGCAAUGUCAUUUGCAAAGUCUAGGUCAUUCAGUUGUUCCCAGGGUUUCCACUGUAUCCCGUUCCUCUUUUUUCAUUAUCCAGUCAAUGACAAGGAUAAAUAGAAAGGGGGGCAAGAGACAUCCUUGUCUGACUCCUGUUCCCACUUUAAAGGUAUCUUUUAGGCAGGCUUCAUGUACCACCCUGCAUGUCAUUUCUUCUUAAGAACUGAAUGAUCCUGACUAGUUUUCCUGGCACCCCAUAAUGCCAGAGAUGUUUCCACAAGGUUUGGCAGUCCAGGCUAUAAAUGGCCUUUUCGUAGUCUUUAAAAUUUAAGUAUGGGGGAGUUACAUUCGAUGGACUGUUCUACAAUGAUUCGUAGUGUUGCAAUUUGAUCUGUGCAUGAUCUGAUUUGGCAGAAGCUAGCCUUUUGAUAAUGUUGCUGCGUGUCGACUUGGUCCUUCAUUCUAUUCAGAAUAAUUCUGUUCAAGACCUUUCCUGGUACAGACAGCAGUGUAAUUCCUCUGUAGUUUGCACAGUUGCUGAGAUCCCCUUUCUUUGGUAUCUUGACGAGGUAUCUUGACGAGGUAUCUUGACGAGGUAUCUUGACGAGGUAUCCUCCUUUCUCAUCUUUUUGAACGUUCUCUUCUUCCCAUAUCUUUUCAAACAGAGGUUGCAGCAUGUUGACUAUUGUAUCUAUAUCUGCCCUCAUCAUCUCUGUUGUGAUGCUAUCCGGUCCACAUUCUUUCCCUAUUUUGAUCUGCUUAAUAGCAAGGGCUAUUUCUUCCUUAUUUGUAAAUCUUCAUUUGCUGGUUGUAUAUCUGAAGUGUUGGUGGGUGGAGGUCUGUUUAGUUAUUCCUUAAAGUAUUCCUCCCAUCUUUUUUGUUGUUCUUUUCAUUCUGUUAUUGAACUACCUUCCUUGUCUUUAACCAGUAUCUUCCUGAGAGCUUUCUUGUUAUGUCAUAGAGCUCUUUCAUGUUCCCCUUUCUGUCUGCUUCAUCUGCUGCUGACGCUAGACCCUCUAUGUAAGCACUUUUAUACUUUUUGAUGUUGUUCAUCACCCUUCGAUUUACUCCUUUAUAUUUCUCCUGUGCUUUUGUUUUCUCUGCCUUGGUGCGGCUGUUGCUUACUGCAGCCUUUAUUUCUUUCCUAUUUAUUUUUUUGCAAUGCAUUGAGCGAGAGCUAAUCUUUGUGUUUUCAUUCACCGGUCCCAAUACCUCGUUGCACAUGGAUGUUACAGACAUCUUUAUGUUUAGCUAUUUAUCUUCUAUCUAGUCAUCAUCUGUUUUGUCUUGCAGUACCUGGAACUUAUUUCUCAAAGUAACACUAAAUUCCUGUCCUUUCUGCUUGUCUGCUAGAAGUAUUAUGUUGUAUUUUAUUUGUCUAGCAGCUGGCUCUUCCCAGUUUUUCUCAGUUUUACCUUGAGUCUUGACCAAACUAGAUGGUGAUCAGAUGUGACAUUGGCUCCUCUUUUUGCUUAUACAUCUUGUAGAGACCGUCUACACUUUUUGAUAAUACAUAUAUGGUAAAUGUGGUUUUCUGUUCUGAUAUCAGGGAACAAGGAACCAAGUUACCCUGUGGAUAUUCUUAUGCUAGAAUGCGCUGCCCCUAAUAAGGAGCUCAUUUGCCGCGCAGAAGUCUGCCAGUCUUUUGCCAUUUUCAUUUCUCUCUCCUAUACCAUGGAGCCCCAUAAUUUCUUCAUAUUCUGUUUUUAGAUCUCCCAUUAAGAUAUUAAGAUCUCUACCUGGAAAUUUUUCCAGUGUGGCUUGUAGUCCAUUGUAGAAAGCUUCUUUGUCAUCUUCCUUACUAACUUUGGUGGGUGCAUAGCACUGUAUUACAUUCAUAAAUUUUGAAUUUGUGUUUUGAAAGUUGCCAUAAUAAUUCUGGGACCAUGGGCUUCCCAUUCUAUCAAUGCCCCUUGUGACAUCAUGAAGGUGACUCCUUGUGUGUGUGUGGAGCAUUUUCCUUCUCAUGCCCUGAGUAUGUUAGUGUUUCUACUGAGGCCAAAGUUAACUGUCCAGCUUGUGUCCAUCUUAUUUCACAGAUACUGUUUGAGUUUAUAAGUUCUCAUUUCUGCCACCACUUGUGCUGAUUUCCCCGUUUCAUACAUGGUUCUAACAUGCCACAAUCCUAUGCUUAUUGCCUUUGAAAGGAGGGUCCUGGGCUUUGAGGCGUCCAGUAUAACCUGGCUUUGGCCGCAAUGCUUCAUAACUCAUCUUGGGGAGGAGAGCCCUCUCUUAUCGAGGCUGAAAUUAUUAUUUUUUUUCUUCUUGUUAACGCUUCUGCAGCAGUUUUUAUUUUAAUGGGUAAGGUAGCUGGCUUCACGUCAACCCUCCUCCUAGCUGGCUUCACAUCAACCCUCCUCCUAGCUGGCCUCUCACCAACCCUCCUCCUGGCCUCACGCCAACGUUCGUCCUGUUUCACCCAGGCUUGGGACCAGCCAUGAUGGAGUUAUGCCCCGGCCAGGCCCUAAAUAAAUUGUCUCCAAAGACACAAACAGGUCAUAAUCUUUUGCCUGGGCACAGGACACAAAGAACCUAAUCCUCACCUUAACUGCAUCAAGACCAGAUAAAACACCGCUGCAGACAUACAAAUGAGAUGUUAACACACUACCCUGCACUGCAAGGCUUACGCCUUAACUAUACAAAAUAUCAGUCUACACAAACACCCCAUAGACAAACAAAGAACAGAUUGGAAAAGUGUGCAGAAUUUUCACCAUGGCUGAAAGGUACAUGCAGGGCCGGCCCUAACAAUUGCGGGGCCCUAUGCAAAACGGAUUGCGUGGGGCCCAGUCUGGGUAGGGAUAAUAAGUGAAAAUUAAGAAUUUGUAUUAGAAAAAAAUGUGCGGGGCCCACUGAGGCCGCAUAGGUUGCAGUGGCCUAAGGCCAGCCCUGGGUACAUGUCCAAAUGGCAAGUGGUUCUGGAGAAUGAUGAUGAUGAAAUUAAAUCUUACCAAUUUAGUAAAAGUAUCACAUUUUAUAUAAGUUGAAUUUAGAAUGAAGGAAAAAUGUAAAUGUAGAACAAUAUAACUGACUCAGUUUUUCUUUGUUUUUUUUAAAAUUUUGUUCCAGUGUGCAAUUAACAGAAGUAGGAACCUGACGCUGAAAGAACUCUAUGAAGAAAAUGCAGAACUGAUGAAAAAAUUUGCAGAAAGUGAUGAGAAACGAAGAUAUUUUGAAAGAAUGGAGAGGAAACUGAAGGAGAAGUGCGAAACCUAUAAGAAAACUAUGGAAAGUUUGCAUUUAAAAUUAGCACGAUGAUCUUAACAUUCCAAUUAAAUUGCUUUAUACAACUUGCUAAAAAAAAAAAGUCUGUCAUUUCGACAUAAUUACCACUAAGGUAUACUUUCAAUUGACUGGCAAAUCAAUGGUCUACAUCAAUGUAUGAAGUCAUACAAUUUGUUAACAUUGAAGUAUUUUUAAUAAUGUUAAACAAUUCUUUGCAUUUUCACCUUUUCCUUGAUUGAUGAAACAUAAUCUUUUGUUUUUAUAAAAAGUUUUGAGAUAAUAAUUUUUUAAUGUUUACAAUUACUUGUAGUUAGUAUUAUGUCAUCUUUCUAAUGAAGAUCAGUUAUCUGUAAGUUUAUCUAUAAUCUGCACACAAAAAACUUUGCUUUUUUAUGUUUCAAGCCAUUUAUCCCAGGGUCGUACCUCGACUAAAUGCUGCCAGGGGCUAACUUCCAAAAUUUCGCCUUCCCCCACCACUAAAACUGCGCAAUUUUAAACUUCACAAUGUUGAGUAAUUCUGAUUGUAUUUAAAACAUGUUUCAAUCAUGGAUAUCCCUCAGACCAUUGCUGGUGCAGUUGAAAUAAAUAAACAAAAACAUUAGUUUAUUUCAUAAUCAUUAAAUUUUUCAUUUGCAAAAUGUGUGGUUUUCAGGCAUAAUGUAAUGGUAAUGUUAGGAUGCAUUCUAAUAAGCUUGGAACCCAAAACCACUCAUUUUCCACAAGGUUAUGUACUGAAUUUUAACUCAUUUAUUUCCCUUAUAUAAUACCUUCAACGAAUUAGGAAAUAUCACUGUGAAGAAACCCCAAAGUUAACCAAGCACUGGUAUAUUGUAAAAACAUUAAUUAUCAAAUGGUUACAAUAAUGGACAAACCUCUUUAGUUGCCAAGAGUAGUAUAGCCCAAAUCAGUAAACAAUGGAGGACUUCUUGAUGGGAGGUAAACAGUUAAGUGCAGAGCUGACAAAAAUUAUGUUUCUUUUUCACGGAGCUCGCAGAUAAACAGAUAUUUUUAUUUAAAAAUUAGAAUGUUGUGAGGGAUGUAGAGUAUUGCUAAGUUUUCUAAGAAAAUAUUUUUUGAUCUCUCAAUUUUACACUGGAAUUUAAAACUAUAUUCAAAAAUUGUAAAAAUAAUUAAAUGGCACCAAAAUUAGCACCGCCUCAUGCGACCUGGGGCAGCCAAAUCCUCAUUUUCACCCCCCUACAUUCUCCCUGGCUUGUUUCAAAAUCCCAAUAUAUGUGUAGC